Fukomys damarensis (Damara mole-rat) is the source of this 1126-nucleotide messenger RNA. RefSeq names its product paraneoplastic antigen Ma6F-like. The transcript has 3 exons. Lineage: Eukaryota; Metazoa; Chordata; Mammalia; Rodentia; Bathyergidae. The coding region runs from base 302 to 1126 and encodes 274 amino acids. The record is from RefSeq and is a predicted model, not a curated record.
GAACAAUCCGAUAACACUCUGGGGAACAGUCUGUUUUGAGAAAGUAUAUGAAUAACUAGAACUAGGUGUUCAUAAAAAAUAUUUUCUAAGGCUUUGCAAGAAAUAAUGUAUCUAAUAAAAAGCGAGGUCGGUGAGAGCUGGCUGCUGUUUGCCUGUGAGAGCUUCAGCCCUCUACUCCUCAGCAAAACUACAUUCCUGCUGCCUGGCUGUCCUUCGCGUCCCCGCCGACAAGUGGCCUCCGAACAGGGACCUGAAGGGCUGCUCCUGAGACUGCGACAGUCAGCUGACACCUUUUGCAGUCAUGCUCCCUUCAUCCAGCUCCCCUGCUAUGGGGCUGUCCAUGCUGCGAGAUUGGUGCAGGUGGAUGGGUGUGAAUGCGCAGCGCUGUCUGCUCAUCAUGGGCAUCCCUGAUGACUGCGAGGAAGAUAAGUUCCGAGAGAUACUGCAGGCUGCGCUGAGACCCCUGGGCAGAUACCGGGUGCUCUGCAGGGUCUUUAGGAAGGAGCUUGGAGCCAGGGUCACUUUGGUUGAGUUUGCUGAGUAUUUAAACCGAAGUUUGAUCCCCCAACAAAUACCAGGCAAUGGGGAGCCUUGGAGUGUGAUCUUCCUGCCCCAGGUCCCUGAUUCUGAGUUUCAGGAGUGUCGAAACCUCCCUGCACAGCCCCAGGGGGAAGAAAUGGGAGAAAGCAUGGGUAAGGGAGCUGCAAGUGAGGGAGGAGCUGCAGCUGAGGAAGAAGCUGCGGCUGAGGCAGGUGUUUCAGGUGAGGGAGGAACUGCAGGCGAGGAAAGAGCUGCAGGUGAGGCAGGACCUCCAGGAGAAGAAGGGGCCUGGGAUGCAGCAGCAGUGACCCAUCUUAGAGCAGGAGCCCAGCAGUGGGCCCAGGCACUGCAGCCUAUCCUGGAAAACAUGGCAUACCAGGAACUGAGAGCCUUUUCCGGGAUCGCAGAGCCAGAUCCUGAGGAAGAAGAGUCCUUCGAGAGCUGGCUGAACCACGCCAAUGACAUGCUGUAUCUGUGGCGCCAUAUUUCAGAGAGGGAGAGGAGGAGGAGGCUGGUGGAAUCAAAGACAUCCCUUUCUUCUUUUUCCCAUCCACAGGCUGCUCCUGAGACUGCGACAGUCAGCUGA